GUAGUCACAAGGCAGCGCCAGCAGCGGUGCAGGGCGUUGUGUUCCAGGUAUCUAGCAGGGCAGACGUUCAGAGGCACAGCAAUAGGCUAAGAAAUACGACGGAGGAAGCAGGAGACAAGAGGAGCACCACCCUUAGUUCCUCUUCAGCAGGCCAUGUCAUCAUGGCUGAUGACACCGAUUCUGCUGAUCGCGGCCCAAUCGCUGCCGACACGGGAGGCGUCAGCCGCAUGCGUGGAAGCGCAUCAAGCCCAGCAGCCGGCUUAUGCGUCAUCGAGAGCGGGCCCUUCUUUAUCGUUCCCAACAGCAUUCGUGUGUGGGCUCCCACAAAAAGCGGUGACUCGAGAUAAGAACCGGGUUGUUGAAGGUGACCACGUGAGCGACCGACAGCGAUGGGGACAGCGAAAUGGGAAGAGAUAUCGGCCAAGGUCGCGGGGAGUGCAAGCAACGAUGGACGUGGAUGGACCGCCGGAUGUUGCUAGUAGUGGCGCGAAGAGGAGCGUAGUUGUGAGGGAAGAGGUGCUGCGGCAACAGAAGGAAGGAGCAACGGCGGCAACAACAGUUGAAUUUCCGAACGUUCAAGCGCCAACAAACUUGCCGCAGCCCGGAGAAUGGCUUCAGCAGCAGCAGCAGCAGCAGCAGCAGCUAGGCGGCUUGCCGCCCACAGCCGAUGCACCGCUCAACAGCCGAGUCUCGUUAUCCGGGCUUUACGACGACGACGACGACGACGACGACAGCAAUAGCAGUAAGAAGAAGGUUAAGAAGGCAGACCCCUUCGCGGCCCCCGACAACGAGUACACCGACUCCUUCGUGGACUCGCUGUGGAUCAACCUCCUGAGCAGCCGAAUGUCCGCUGCGGUAGAGGCGGAGGCGGCGGCAGCGGCGGCGGCGGUGGCGGCGGCGGUGGUCCGCGCCAAGGGCAACGGCGACACCGACGGGAGGACCGCGGUCGCCACCGCCGCCCCAGACAGAAGUAGUGCCGGUUCUCUUGCGGGCGGACCGGCGUCAGCAGCAGCAGCAGCAGCAGCACCAGCAGCAGCAGCAGAUGCCACGGUACUGGGAGGGGAAAAGGCAGGGCAGGGCGGGGCGGGGGCGGCGAACGGUGGCGGGGGCAACGGUAGCGUUGCGCUAUCGGCAGCAUUGGCGGGACCAGGGAGGGCCGCGCCGGCGGGGGUGCCGGCGUCGCCGCGACAAGGGCCCGGCGGCGGCGGGAUGGGAGGGGGGUACACGUACGAGGACUACGUCGCCCUGGCGACCGGGCUGCAGGCCGGCGCACCCGAGAGGCAGAGGGAGGUGGUGCGGGGAGUCCUGCGCUCGGUCUUCCCGGCGUGGUUCCCGGCGUUCUAUCGCAUGCUUUUCCCUCCAAGCAAGUUCUCGGCUGAGGUGAACGCGUUCAUGUGUCCUCCGCUGUUUGGGUGGCUCGUGGGAAAGUCGGAGCUCACGGAAGGCGUUGUCGAUAUCAAGGCGGCCAAGGAAGGGGAGGGUCCUAGGCAGGAGGUUUGGCGGAACACCGUGAAGGUGGAGCGCUGUCGGUACCUGGAGGCGAGCAAGUGCAAGGGGACGUGCAUGAACCUCUGCAAGCUCCCCACGGAGGCCUUCUUCAGGGAAGACCUGGGUAUGCCGUUGCGGAUGACCCCGAACUUUGAAGACCUGUCGUGCGAGUUCGCGUUUGGUCAAGAUGCCUUGCCUGCUGAGGAAGACCCCCUGAUGCGAGAGCCCUGCUGGACCGAGUGCCUCAGCUCGAACAAGCAGCCGAAAAAGCCCCAGAGAGCUUGCCACACCAUGCCGGAGUCCCCCCUCAGGGGACCGUAAGCUGAAGUAGCAGCAUGUGUCCACAACUACUGUACACCAUGUAGUCAGGCGACUGGCGACAGCAGUCCACAGCCUCCGCGUGGAGGACGGGGGUGUAUAGGGGGGGGCGAAUUUUGUUAGGGCUCGCCGCUCUCUAUGUCCGCGGGAAUCGAUUCGUAUUUGCGCCGCCAAGAGGCCCCGGCGUUUGUAUUAUUUAAACUUCCGGGGUAGUUCGUGCGGCGAUGUCAAAAAGAAAAAACAAGACCGUGAAAAUUGUGUGGUUGCGUUCUAGACCGCGGUUGGCUGUGGUCUACUCAAGGAGCUACGCUAGUGUAGGGAAUAGUGGCCGUAGGCGAAGUGCGGCAGCGUCGGGACGAUGUAAGUAACAAGGAGAUGGGUGAAGCAGGCCGAUGAAAGAGGAGAGAAGGGGGGACGAGGGAGUGUAUUCCAACUUCAAAAGUGUGCAGGCGUCAGCAAGCGGCCAGAGCGUCGGAAGCGUGAGUGACCGCCGACAACGCUAUGUAGACACCCGCCCUGGUGUGCGCACGGAUGUGGGUUGGUGGGUGGAGGGGGUGGAGGGGGGGGGCGCUGCAUGUGCUAGCACGGCGUGUGAAACGGCUUGAAUUUCGAAAUUUCGAAGGCGGUGGCCCGGCGUCCCUGCUUUCUAACGUGGGUACCUCGACAGAGCUCCCCCCCCCGUUAGUGUUGCUCGGACACUGGUUGGAAUGGACGUGCGCAGGUGACGGCAAAUAUUCGGGGGGGCUGCAAUGCGCGAGACGUGUGGAAAGCUGCCGCUCCCAGCUCCCCCCCCCCCAUGGCAUAUCGCGCCGUCCCGGCAUUGUAGGGAUGCGAGGCCAAUGGUCUAAUGACUAUGGCACGCGUUUACAUUUUGUAGUACCCCCCCAUGCCCAGCACCACCCGGCGGACCUGCCGACGAAUCGAAGCGUCACACUGUCGUCGGUGAUGUGCCCACAGGGCACACGUCCGCGUCGAGCCAGAUUUUGUUCACACACCCCGUUCUCUCCGAGUGCGGCGUUUCCGUGCGGGGUUGCUGACCAGAGGGCGGCGACUGGCGAGACGGGGAAAAAACGCCUGGCCUGGUGACGGGGGGAUGGGGGUAUAUAUAUGGCGCGGGCGGGGUUCGGCGACAGCAAAUAUCAGUCGUCGUACGUUCGGAGCGUUUUCUCUCUUGGGACUUCCGCAAGGGCGUUGGUGAGGAGCGGUGCGGGUUCGAGUCUUCUCGCCGUGCGACUCGGCCGAGAGUUUUUUUUUUCCCGCAGUAGAGAUCACGUCUGUCCACGGCAGCGGCAGCAAGAAUCUCAUUGCCAUUUGUAUGACUUGCUGCUGCUGCUACACGUCCUCGGAGAUUAUUGUUUAGAUGAGUGUGUCGGCACCGAGGAGGGUAGGGCGUCCUGUUCGACAAGAAAUCGCGGGCUAGGCUAGACGGGAGGAGAGAGGUCGAUAACUCUAGUGUUCUCCACAUGCAUCUUCCAGGGAGAGAUUAAUGGUUUGAGAGAGGCCGAUAACUUUAGCGUUCUCCACAUGAAUCUCCCAGGAAAGGGUUUAUGGUCUGUUGUUUUGUUGGCGGUGGUGUCGGCUAUUGUGCCGGCUUGUUCAGCCAUCGGUGUGUGUGUGUGUUGAGCAUGUGUUGGGAGGACGGGGGAACGAUUUUGGAGCGCUCUUCUUCCAGGGGAAGGUGGACCUUCGCAGUUUGCUGGUCGUGGCCUAGGGAUCGUAGCCUUGCCCGCCUGACAGGAUACUGUAGCAUGGACAUGUGGUGGUGCUAUCAUCAUCAUAGUACAUUUCAGUACACACGAUAAGUUUGAUGAGAACGGGUCGGGUGGGGCUUGACCGUCCCCACCAGCAGAUGCUAGUUCCCUCUCUUGAUGAUACGUGGCGCGGAGUGCCCAGCGUGCUCGAGGCUACGCGGACCGAGUCCCUCUUAUCGGUUCAAGACAGCGGGGG
Molecule: messenger RNA, 3753 nt
Organism: Ectocarpus sp. CCAP 1310/34
Lineage: Eukaryota; Phaeophyceae; Ectocarpales; Ectocarpaceae
Source: the annotation of a GenBank genome assembly